Eleginops maclovinus (Patagonian blennie) is the source of this 3006-nucleotide messenger RNA. RefSeq names its product rap1 GTPase-activating protein 2-like. The record is from RefSeq and is a predicted model, not a curated record. Lineage: Eukaryota; Metazoa; Chordata; Actinopteri; Perciformes; Eleginopidae. Gene Ontology annotation, molecular function: GTPase activator activity. Gene Ontology annotation, biological process: regulation of small GTPase mediated signal transduction; activation of GTPase activity. Gene Ontology annotation, cellular component: plasma membrane; cytoplasm.
CAAGCUCUACUGCAAAUAUAUAUUACAGAGGUAGAUGAUAUAAACAGUGUGUAACCUCCUGUGGCUCAUAAACAGGAAGUGUCAACUCAAUCAAAACAACCCGUGAAAGUUCUGUGGAAAAGUGCAGGAGAAUGGAAGCUAACAGCUAAUGGCUAAAAGCUAACGAAGGUUCCCUUAUGAUGCUUUCAAGCUCUCCUCAGUAAAAAUGAGUAGCCUACUGGGCAAUAAGGAGAGAGAAACAUUAACGGCAGGAGGAGAGGGUGAGUGACGAGUAUUUAUAGGUGGAGAGAGAGGAGGAAGGAGUGAUGCAGGAGGGAGUCGAGAGAGGGAGAGAGAACCAGACACAAUAAGGAGACAAAGAGACACCAUGCUGAGGAGGAAGAGGAGCGUCUCCUUCGGAGGCUUCGGAUGGAUUGAUAAAUCUACCGUCAGCGCUCUGAGAGCUCGUAAACAGGAGCUCCUGAACACCUCUAAUGUUGCCGUGGUAGACUGCCCCCCCUCCCCCCCCCGCACUGCACCCCCCACCAUGAAGUCGGCUCAUUUCUUCGACCUGAUGGAUAGGAUGGAGGAUGACUACAUCCCUUACCCCAGGAUUGAAGAGGUGUUGGAGAGGGGGGGGGCGUACCCUCAGGUCAUCCUCCCUGAGUUCGGAGGCUACUGGAUCGAGGAACCCGACGCUGAUCCCCCCCCCUCCAACCUGGAGAUCAAAGAGGGGGAGGAGCAGGAGGGGGGAGGAGGAGGGGAGGAAGGAACAGCCAGCCCAGUGGAUUAUGGGUACCGGCUGGAGGAGAUCGGAGAGGCUGCUCGGGCAUACAGGAAGCACUUCCUGGGCAGGGAACACCUGAACUUCUCCUGCUCGGCCAGCAGUGUUGGAAACCUGCUGCUGUCUGUGAGGCACGAAGAGGAGGGGCAGCAGGAGACCCUGCAUGUCAUCAUACGGUCCCGGGUGAAGAGCGUGUACCACAGGUUGUCUCUGUCGGAGCUGCCGGAGAUCCCCAGCGUCCCGGAGCUCGCUAAGCUGCUGUGUGAGGAAGCAGCCGGUCUGCGCUUCAGUCCCGUCCUCUACCCCAAGGCCUCUCAGCUGAUUGUAAACUUUGAUGAACACGAGGUCAACAACACCUUCAAGUUUGGAGUCAUUUACCAGAGGUUUGGACAGGUGUCUGAGGAGGAGCUGUUCAGGAACAACGAGGAGACGCCGUCGUUCUCUGAGUUCCUCAAUCUGCUCGGAGACACCGUGGAGCUGCAGGACUUCAAGGGGUUUCGGGGGGGUCUGGACGUGUCUCACGGUCAGACGGGAUCUCAGUCCGUCUACAGCGUCCACAGAGAGCAGGAGAUCAUGUUCCACGUGGCCACUAAACUGCCCUUCACCGAGGGGGACGCUCAGCAGCUGCAGAGGAAGCGCCACAUCGGGAACGACAUCGUGGCGCUGGUGUUUCAGGAGGAGGCCACGCCGUUCGUCCCCGACAUGAUCGCCUCCAACUUCCUGCACGCCUUCAUCCUGGUGCAGCCCGACGGGGACAAAGACUCCUACAAGGUGUCCGUCACGGCCCGGGAAGAUGUUCCUCCGUUCGGCCCGCUCCUCCCGAGCCCUGCAGUGUUUAAGAAGGGUCCGGAGUUCAGAGAGUUCCUGCUCACCAAACUCAUCAACGCAGAGCUGGCCUGCUACAAGAGCGAGCGCUUUGCCAGACUGGAGGAGCGUACGCGGGCAGCCCUGCUGGACACCCUCUUGGAUGAUCUGUACCGGCGCUCCCAGUGCAUGCUGGGGUUGGGUUCAGGUCUGGAGGAGGAGGGGCGAUCUGAGAACGGACACACACACGGAGGACUGCUGGAGUCCAUCAAGAGGGCGAUGCGAGGGCGGAGUGUCUCCAUGGAGACGAUGGCGAGAGGGGGGGCCGGUCUGCCCACCAGUCUGAGUGGGGGGGGUCUCGCUCACAUCAGCGCAGAGUGUAAUGUGAAGUCUCCGGUAAAGAGGCGUUCAGGACUCUUCCCUCGUCUGCUGAGCGUCGACAGCCAGACGGAGAGACACACCCAGAGGAGUCUCCUCAGUGAGCAGAGGAGCUUUGACAGCUGCCAGUCUCAGGAGGUGAGGGAGCUGCCGUCCAAUCCCAGCUCUCCGGAGGCGGGGCCACGGGACAGGGGUCAGGUGAAGAAGGAGAGCAGCAGGAUCUCCAGAUCCACCUCCAGCAGCUGCAGCUUCAGCUCUGCAGACGACACACACCUGGCUGCAGAAGGGCAGACUCCUCUCAUCAUCUGCCGCAGCCCCACAGAGCUGAAAAAUAAGAACUCUCCCAGAUCCAACCUGAAGUUUCGCUUCGACAGACUGAGUCACUCUGCGGCCGGGAACUGACCUGAGAGCAGCGGGAGACUAACAGCUGCAAGAGGAGGAUGUUAAUGUGAAGAGACACACACACACACACACACACACACACACACACACACACACACACACACACACACACUGGGGCUGCAGCGUCUCACAGAUUUGAAUUCACAUCAUUUUAAGGGAUUGCUGUUCCUGCAGAAAAACCAGAUUUCAUUUGUAUGUUCUUGCCGUCAGCUCGGUGGACCUCACCCCUGUGUCUCACUUUACACUGCUCUGAUGUCUUUGAAUUAAAUUGUAUAUAUAUUUUAUUUUAUAAACUAAAUCCUAACGACAGAGUAAUCCUUUAUUUUCAGAAGUUUUUAUUUAACAUGUAAAAGUAUUUACAAGUUUUACUCUUCUUGUUUCAGGAGCUAGAGGAUCACUAAUUAAAGUGAGGCCGGGGUUAAAGAGGACUUCUUUGGUAUUGGAGUAUUUCUACUUUGUAGUAUUAGUACUUUUAUUCAAGAUAAAGAUCUUCCACCGCUGAUUUCACAUGCUCAGUUUAUGUAUUUAGAAAGGAUCAGAAAACUGUUUGAGAUUCUCCUUAAAUCAUUUGAUUUCUUCUUGUUGCUCGUAUACUAACUGCAGUACUGGGUAGUACUCUGUGCAGUACUCUGUGCAGUACUCUGUGCAGUACUCUGUGC